CAAACAAAAGGGAACUCAAAAGAAAAUCCCUUAAAUUCUCCCACCUAAAGUAGACGGUCUUCAUACGGAUUCUUACCACUCAAUAUAGGUUGACUCUCCCACUCAUAUAAUCUUAAAUCUUCUCCUUUAUAUUUCCUCUUCAACUCUUCACUCUUUGCUCUUCUGUCUACUAUUUUACUUCGAGAGAAAUAACACAAACAAAACAACAGGAAAAAAUAUCCUUUUUUUAAUUUCCUUUAUCAAAAAGAUGACGUGCCAAAGCUUUGUUUUCACCAGAAAAAAGAACGUUCUGUUCCUAAGAAGCUUCACAAUUUUAGUGCUAAGCUGGGUAAUUAUCAAACCAAAUUUUUGUUUUUCCAGUGUCCUGUCCUCAUUGAAAGCCCUUCAUUUAGAAGGCCAUAUUACUUUCGAAAACAAUGAGUUUGCAGCCCGAGAUUUCGGCAAUCAAAUUCAUGUCCACCCUUUAGCAGUAGUCCAUCCGAAAUCCGUUGCUGAUAUUUCAGAAAUAAUAAAACAUGUUUGGCAAAUGGGUCCGAGUUCUGAAUUGACCGUGGCAGCACGAGGCCACGGUCAUUCGCUUCAGGGCCAGGCACAAGCGCGACGAGGAGUUAUAAUCAAUAUGGAGUCAUUCCAGGGUCAAGGAAUGCAGGUCCACAGGGGCCAAUUCCCUUAUGUAGAUGUCUCAGCUGGUGAAUUGUGGAUUAAUAUAUUGCAUGAAACCUUGAAAUAUGGAUUAGCACCAAAAUCUUGGACUGAUUACCUCCAUCUUACUGUUGGAGGUACACUGUCUAAUGCUGGCAUCAGUGGGCAAGCAUUUCGACACGGCCCUCAGAUCAGUAAUGUCCAUCAGCUGGAGGUUGUUACAGGAAAAGGAGAAGUCUUAAUUUGUUCGAAGGAACAGAAUGCAGACCUAUUCCAUGCUGUUUUGGGAGGACUUGGACAGUUUGGCAUAAUAACUAGAGCAAGAAUCUCUCUGGAACGAGCCCCAAAAAUGGUGAAAUGGAUAAGAGUGUUGUACUCUGAUUUCUCCACAUUUGCUAGAGACCAAGAGCAUUUGAUAUCUGCUGCAAAAACAUUUGAUUACAUAGAAGGGCUGGUGAUAAAGAACAAAACAGGUCUAAUGAAUAACUGGAGAGCAUCUUUUGACCCUCAAGAUCCUGUUCAAGCUAGCCAUUUUGUAUCAGAUGGAAGAACACUCUAUUGCCUUGAACUUACCAAAAAUUUAUACCCCGAAAAAUCGGAUACAGUAAACCAGGAAAUUAAAGACUUAUUAUCGCAACUAAGUUAUAUCCCAUCAACACUAUUUAUGUCAGAAGUUCCAUACAUAGAAUUUUUGGACAGAGUUCAUGCAUCAGAGCUAAAACUUCGAUCGAAAGGACUAUGGGAUCUCCCACACCCAUGGCUCAAUCUUCUAGUUCCCAAAAGCAAAAUACAACACUUUGCUAAGGAAGUUUUUGGCAACAUCCUAAGAGAUACUAACAAUGGCCCUGUUCUUGUCUACCCCAUUCAUAAAUCAAAGUUGGAUAACAGAACCUCAUUUGUUUCUCCAAACGAUGAUAUUAUCUACCUAGUGGCAUUUUUAUCCCAUGCAAAUCCUUCAUCCAAUGGAACUGACAGUUUAGAAUAUGUCUUAACUCAGAACAAAAGAAUAUUAGACUUCUGUGAUGUGGCACACCUAGGAGUCAAGCAAUAUUUGCCUCAUUACACAACACAAGAACAGUGGAGGACCCACUUUGGUCCAAAAUGGGAAGUAUUUAUACAGAGGAAAUCUGCUUAUGACCCUUUAGCUAUGCUUGCUCCUGGUCAGAGAAUUUUCCAAAAGGCAGUAUCAGUUUCAUAACAACUGAUAGCAACGGAUAAUUCUACGAUAGAUAAAGAGUCAGAGAUGGGUAAAUAUGCAGAAUGAAUAGAAAAUGAAAAGUUGGUUGUAGCUAAUGUAAAUGUGAAUAGCUUAUUAACUUCACAUGUUCCUUAUGCCUUCUCUGCACAUGUAAGUUUAAGAGAAGGCUAGCUCUUUAAGAUAUAGAUUAUUGUAUCAAGAUGCAAAGAAAAAUAUUGACUCAAUGUAUGAAUUCUUUAAUUAAUAUUCAUGAUAUCAUAUUUCCUGUCU
This is a messenger RNA of Nicotiana tabacum (common tobacco), 2110 nucleotides long. RefSeq names its product cytokinin dehydrogenase 6-like. NCBI's taxonomy places the organism in Eukaryota, Viridiplantae, Streptophyta, Magnoliopsida, Solanales, Solanaceae. Gene Ontology annotation, biological process: cytokinin metabolic process. Gene Ontology annotation, molecular function: cytokinin dehydrogenase activity; FAD binding. The record is from RefSeq and is a predicted model, not a curated record.